Molecule: messenger RNA, 3404 nt
Organism: Asterias rubens (European starfish)
Lineage: Eukaryota; Metazoa; Echinodermata; Asteroidea; Forcipulatida; Asteriidae
Product: polycystic kidney disease 2-like 1 protein
Exons: 16
Coding region: 196-2940 (914 amino acids)
Biological process (GO): detection of mechanical stimulus
Cellular component (GO): membrane
Molecular function (GO): calcium ion binding; calcium channel activity
Source: RefSeq, a predicted model, not a curated record
CCCACCAUAAGCAGAAAGCAUCAGUCAAUUCAAGGACCAAAAAGAAAACACGUACGAGAGGAAACAAUCAUCCAUGGUCGUACCUAAUUUUUGCCUCCAGUUUAUGCUUUAAAGUGGGACUGGAGUAAUUAUCAUUCACUAGUCGUUGAGUAGAUAAGACAUUUCUCGUGCUGGUGAUAGAGUUACCGAGGGAACAUGGCUUCAAGGCGGGUAAGUCCGCGACCAAUAUCCAGUGGUUCGACUGCUGCCGGGCGACUGACGCCAAGAGACGAACAUGAGAUGGAUCAAAUCAUGGAGGAUGAGGUGCAAAGACGACCGUCUAGCUCAGCCUCUCGGCAGGCUUGGAGUGACAACGAUGGUUUUGACAUGGGGAGCGAAGAAAAGGGAAAUUAUGGUCAAGAUUUCGACGACCAAGAUGAAGAGGAUAAGGUUCAUGCUCCCACCGCCAUGGAAAGCGAGUUGUACGUCGGCGGUGAAAUUCGUACCAUCGACCCCAAAGUAGCAAAGCAGAAGGCGGAACAGGCAAAAGCGGGAUGCUUCACCAAGAUAAAGAGAGGAAUAAGAUCUCUUUGGCGGACUCGGCAGACAGAUGACACUAAACAAGAUAAAGAGCUUCAUGUUAAGACCACCCUGAGAGAGCUGAUUAUUUACCUAGUAUUUCUGCUCUUUUUGUGUUUGAUGACUUUCGGCAUGACAAACUCCAACAUGUAUUACUACACCAAGGUGAUGUCGGAGCUUUUCCUGGACGCCCAAUUCCCUGACACCAAGAAUACUUUCCGUGGAAUGACAACAAUGACUGAUUUCUGGCGCUUUGCAGAAACUCCACUGAUGGACGGCCUGUACUGGGACAAAUGGUACAAUGAUGAGAACGUAACCGACGAGGCACGAGGGUACAUCUUCUACGAGAAUAAACUCCUCGGAGUGCCACGUAUCCGACAACUAAAGGUGACCAACUCCUCGUGUGUGGUCCACAGCGAUUUCAGAGACGACAUCAAGCAGUGUUACGCGCCGUACUCGGAGAGUGUCGAAGAUAAACAAGCAUUUGGGCUUUUGAAUGGCACUGCAUGGGAGUACAGUUCUGAGGAAGAACUUGACGGCUCGGGGCACAAGGGGAAGCUGGGUCCCAACUACAGCGGCGGAGGUUACUAUGUGGAUUUGAGCCAUUUCAGACUCCGGAGCAAAGCCAUCAUUGAUGAACUGAAGGAGAAUCUAUGGCUUGACCGAGGAACGAGAGUCGUCAUCAUAGAUUUCUCGGUCUACAACGCCAACAUCAAUCUGUUUUGCAUCGUGAGACUGGUAGUUGAAUACCCACCAACUGGUGGCGCUAUUCCAUCAUGGACAUUCCGCACAGUCCGGCUCCUCCGCUACGUCACUGCCUUUGACUAUUUCAUCAUGGCUUGCGAGGGUAUCUUUUCUCUCUUCAUCUUGUACUACAUCGUGGAAGAGAUCUUGGAGAUUAAGAGGCAUCGGUUCGCCUACUUCAAGAGCACCUGGAACUGCUUGGAUGUCAUCAUCAUCAUUGUGUCGGUGAUGUGUAUGGGCUUCUACGUUUACCGUUCCAUGAGUGUGACUAGCAUGAUAGACGUUCUCCUGUCUCAACCGGAUCAGUAUGCCGAUUUUGAGUUUCUCGGCUACUGUCAAGCCGUCUAUAAUAACGUCAUUGCUGUGGUGGUUUUCCUCGCUUGGAUUAAGGUUUUCAAGUACAUCAGCUUCAACAAGACGAUGAAUCAGCUGUCUUCAACUCUGUCUCGCUGCGCCAAGGAUGUUGGAGGAUUCACCAUCAUGUUCCUCAUCAUCUUCUUGGCCUACGCCCAGCUCGGCUAUUUGCUCUUUGGCACACAGAUCAAGGAUUUCAGCACCGUCGAAAACUGCAUUUACACUCUGUUCCGUAUCGUUCUUGGUGAUUUCAACUUCCACGAGCUGGAGGAAGCAGAGCGUGCCCUCGGUCCGAUAUUUUUCAUGACAUAUGUGUUUGUCGUCUUCUUUGUGUUGUUGAACAUGUUCUUGGCCAUCAUCAACGACACUUACAGCGAGGUCAAGGCGGACAUUGCCAACCAGAAGUCUGAGUUUGAGAUCUCUGACUACUUCAAGAAGGGCUAUGAGAAGAUGGUUGGCAAACUGAACUUCAAGCGAGACAAGAUCGCCGACAUUCAGGAGGCACUUGCCCAUGCUGACGCUAAUGCAGACCAGCAUCUAGACUUUGAUGAGUGGCGCCAUGAGUUGAAGUGCCGUGGCCAUGCGGAUGCUGAGAUCGAGGCGGUGUUUGCCAAAUACGAUGUUGAUGGUGAUCGCAUCUUAGAUGCAGAGGAGCAGAUGAAGAUGGCUGCAGACUUGGAGGGACAGAAGACGGACCUCAACAACCAGCUCGCUGAACUUGAAGAGGCGCAGAUUACUACCUCCAAUGCUCCUCCUGCACGGAGCAAGAGCCGUGUCAGCUUCAACGACGGACUGGACAGCGAAGACGGUGACUCCAACGUCGGAGGGCGUGGUGGUGUAGGCGGCGUCUCCUACGAGGAGUUUGUUGUAUUGAGCCGACGUGUGGACCGUAUGGAGCAUUCUAUCGGAAGCAUCGUGUCUAAGAUAGAUGCUGUCCUCGUCAAGCUUGAGGCCAUGGAGAGGGCCAAGCUGAAGCGCCGUGAGACCAUGGGCAAACUUCUUGAUAGCAUCACAGAGGACGAGACCGGAGGAGGCAACAAGCGAGAGCAGAUGGAACGUUUGGUCCGCGAGGAAUUGGAACGUUGGGACUCUGACGCCUCCUUCUCACAGAGCAGCGGUAGGGCAGGGAGUCGAGGUGGCAGCGCCCAACGCUCUCGACCAGGAAGCUCUGCUUCACAGAGGAUCAACAUCGGGAAUAAUGCCAGCAGAACAUCCACGAGCAUGUCGAGGGCUGCGCCAAGUCGUCAAUCUGAGGAUUCUAACAUGUCGACAAGCAACGUUUAAGAUUUCGGUCGGCCACAAGUUUUAGGCAUUCAGUGAACAAUAUCACCACUCGGGCCCCUUCAAGAUCAACAUCUCAUUGGAGAGAACUUCUAGACGUUAUGCAGGUGCCUUAACUAAAGUUCUACCUGCUACUUACUGCUUGGAUCCCAGGUACCAGAUACCAGAUACCAGGUACCAUCCUCUAUUAAGAAAGUACUGCUACUCAACAUUCCAUUCUGAGACAAAUUCAGUUGAACAUGAAAACAUUGUGUAAGACUUCUGCAUCUAGGAGUACUAAAAUAUUUUCAGGCUUAGGGCUUAAGCAUUUUGUAAAGACGCCAACCGGGCUAGUGAACUGUGCAUUUUACUUACCAGUUAAAUUACCCAAUGAAGCUCUAAUAGCCAAUACAGGUAUUUUAAGAAUUUGUUGUCAUAAAUGUGUCUUUCUGAUGUAUUUCACAGUGGCAAUCACAACCAGUUUAAUG